Messenger RNA from Racocetra persica, 453 nucleotides. The record is from the annotation of a GenBank genome assembly. NCBI's taxonomy places the organism in Eukaryota, Fungi, Glomeromycota, Glomeromycetes, Diversisporales, Gigasporaceae.
AUGGCUGACGACCAUGAUGCCGCUGUUGAACUGAAGAAAAAAAGAACUUUUAAAAAGUUUUCUUAUCGAGGUAUUGAUCUCGAUCAACUUUUGGAUUUAAAUUCAGAGCAGCUAACGGACCUUGUUCAUGCUAGAGCAAGAAGAAGAUUUCAACGUGGCUUAAAACGCAAACCAAUGGGAUUAAUUAAAAAGCUACGUAAAGCAAGAAAAGAAGCACCUCAAGGUGAUAAACCAGCAGUCGUUAAAACUCACUUGCGUGAUAUGAUUAUUGUACCGGAAAUGAUUGGUUCUGUAAUUGGUGUUUAUAAUGGUAAAACUUUUAAUCAAGUUGAAAUCAAGCCUGAAAUGAUCGGCCAUUAUCUCGCUGAAUUUUCCAUUUCUUACAAACCCGUUAAACACGGUCGUCCUGGUAUUGGUGCCACUCAUUCUUCAAGAUUCAUUCCAUUAAAAUAA